CAGUUCUCUAGCAUGGUGGAGGCGUUCCAGCAGGCUGGUAGGAAUGAUGAGGAUGACGCUUUCGAGGAUUUGCCAUGGCAGUCCGACUCCGCAGUCACCUCGAUAUGCGACCUCUUCGAUUUCACAAAGAAGGGCUGGACUACGCUACUCGAGAAUGAUGCCAAGCGCUCGCUUGAUGAAGAACUGGAACUUCAUAACUUGCUGGACUUGGAUGCGGCAGGGGAAGAGGACGAGGAGGAUGUAUUUGAUGUUGACGAGACAGUUGAAGAUGUACUCGGGUUCUCUGGCAUGGAAGAGCGGUUGGUUCCCCGCAUGUAAUACGACUUAGACUUAUUUCGGAGUUUUUUUUGGUCAUUCAUUGCUAUUAUGCUUCAUUUCUCGGCACAUAUGGCUGUAUCCUAG
This is a messenger RNA of Schizophyllum commune H4-8, 402 nucleotides long. RefSeq lists its product as uncharacterized. The record is from RefSeq and is a predicted model, not a curated record. The coding region runs from base 13 to 318 and encodes 101 amino acids. NCBI's taxonomy places the organism in Eukaryota, Fungi, Basidiomycota, Agaricomycetes, Agaricales, Schizophyllaceae. The transcript has a single exon.